AUGGCUGAGAUGGUGGAACAACUCCUGGAUAUUGACGGGACUGGAUGGGACGUCGAUCUUGUUAAAGAUGUGUUCGAAGAAGAGGAUGUUCAACAGAUUUUAAGUGUUCCAGUCAGUAAUCGGGAUGUGAGCGAUAGAUGGUGGUGGAAAUUUGAGCCUAAAGGCAAGUUUUCAGUCAAGAGCUUUUACAAAGCAGUCUGUGGGGAGUUAACUUACCAACCGGAUUCUGUUUGGGGUAAGAUUUGGGGUAUCAAAGCUCCGCUGAAUAUUCGAAGCUUCUUGUGGAGAUUGUGUGCAGGAGUAGAUGUCAAUGGAGGAUCAGGUUUGAGCAUUGUAGAUUGGUGUCGGGACUGGUUGUCUAGACUUGACGACGAAGAAGCUUCUGUUGCAAGCUAUGUGUGCUGGAGUCUGUGGCUUAACCGUAAUUUUGCAGUCUGGAAGAACAAGUUGGGUUCGGCUCAGGAGGUGGUAGAUCAGGCUAACUUUCAACUGGCUUCUUGGAAAGUGGCGAAUUCUAGUUCUGUUCAUCUCAGAACGGCCAAGGUGUUUAAAGAAGAUGGAAGCUCGGUUUGGAAAGCUCCUCCGCGUGGGUGGUUGAAAGUUAACACGGACGCAGUGGUUUAUCCAGGUAGGCAAAGCUUCGGUAUGGGAGUGGUGGUUCGUGAUUGGCUUGGAAACAUUAUCCAGGCACGCUCUCGCUGUUCGUUUGGAUCAUUUUCUCCUAGAAUGGCAGAAAUUAUGGGAGUAAGGGAAGCGUUGAGUUGGCUUAAGGAUUUCGACAAGAUUAUCAUAGAUUCUGAUGCGAUGGAUGUUGUGUUGGAUGUUAGAAAUCCUUCUUGUUCGGAUUCUGACUUAUUAGUCGAGGAUUGUGCUGAGUUAGCGAAGCAGUUUGAUAAUAUUAAGUUUGUUUUUGUGAGACGAUCUGCGAAUCAGGCGGCGCAUGUUCUUGCGCAGUACGCCAGUUCCAUUUUAGGUCUUCAGGGUUGGUUUUAUAACUUUCCUGAGUUUCUCGCUACUGUAACUGUUUCUGAUUUGAUUGAAUAG
This is a messenger RNA of Mercurialis annua (annual mercury), 1044 nucleotides long. RefSeq lists its product as uncharacterized. The coding region runs from base 1 to 1044 and encodes 347 amino acids. The record is from RefSeq and is a predicted model, not a curated record. NCBI's taxonomy places the organism in Eukaryota, Viridiplantae, Streptophyta, Magnoliopsida, Malpighiales, Euphorbiaceae. Gene Ontology annotation, molecular function: nucleic acid binding; RNA-DNA hybrid ribonuclease activity. The transcript is spliced from 3 exons.